AUGUAUCUCCCUUCGCUCUUCAUCUUACCACUCCUCUUCAUCUCCUCUCAGGCUGGAGUGCUCGAUUUCUGUGUUGCAGACCUAUCAUUGCCUAAUGGACCUGCAGGCUAUUCAUGCAAGACACCUGCCAAAGUCACUGAAAACGAUUUCGUGUAUCAUGGCUUGGCCACUGCUGGAAACACUACCAACAUUAUCAAAGCUGCUGUGACACCGGCCUUUGACGCCCAAUUUCCAGGCGUAAACGGCCUCGGUGUUUCCAUAGCGCGGGUCGACCUUGCGGCGGGCGGUGUCAUUCCGUUCCACACCCAUCCAGGAGCAUCAGAAAUCCUGGUUGUCAUCCAGGGGACAAUUUAUGCAGGUUUUAUAUCGUCCUUCGACAAUGUUGUUUACCUCAAAACUCUUAACAAAGGGGAUGUUAUGGUAUUCCCUCAAGGAUUAUUGCACUUCCAAGUGAAUUCUGGCAAGAUUCCAGCUAUCGGAUUUGUUAGUUUUGGCAGUUCAAAUCCAGGUCUCCAAAUCACAGAUUUUGCCUUCUUUAAGAAUGAUUUGCCGACUGAAGUGCUUGCCGACACAACUUUUCUCGACAUUGAACAGAUCAAGAAACUCAAGGGUGUUCUUGGUGGCACGAACUGA
Messenger RNA from Fraxinus pennsylvanica, 633 nucleotides. The record is from the annotation of a GenBank genome assembly. Lineage: Eukaryota; Viridiplantae; Streptophyta; Magnoliopsida; Lamiales; Oleaceae.